AUGCAGGGGCAGAGGGUACUCACCAGAGUGACCACUGAAAGCCCAGAACACCCCGAGCUGGCAAUAAAAAUCCAGUCUUGGUCCACUGCCUCUGACAGUUUGUCUGCACUAGAGAACUCCCUGCCAUCCCAACUGCUGGUUCAGAAAGCUAAGGGAGCCACUGCCUCAGAAAGAGCACAGAUGGAGCCAGGCUCUGCAGUGGGUGCACUCUGUGCACAGAGCAUUGGUGAGCCAGGCACCCAGAUGACCCUGAAGACUUUCCACUUUGCCGGGGUAGCCUCCAUGAACAUCACCCUGGGAGUGCCUCGAAUCAAAGAGAUCAUCAACGCUUCCAAGGCUAUCAGCACUCCAAUCAUCACAGCACAGCUGGACAAGGAUGACGAUGCGGACUACGCACGCCUGGUGAAGGGCAGGAUCGAGAAGACACUCCUGGGAGAGAUAAGGAGUCCCUUUGGAUAA
Molecule: messenger RNA, 459 nt
Organism: Arvicanthis niloticus (Nile rat)
Lineage: Eukaryota; Metazoa; Chordata; Mammalia; Rodentia; Muridae
Source: RefSeq, a predicted model, not a curated record